Molecule: messenger RNA, 288 nt
Organism: Macrosiphum euphorbiae (potato aphid)
Lineage: Eukaryota; Metazoa; Arthropoda; Insecta; Hemiptera; Aphididae
Source: the annotation of a GenBank genome assembly
AUGGUCACGUUUUUCGUUCCAAUUUCACCGAUUGGGCAUACCAAGUCAAGGUUUGAUGGGCGAGGUACGACAAGCAGCCCAGGCAACUAUGAUUUUAUAGUGGAAAGUUCGACCAGCGGACAACGUAAGUAUUCCCUUUAUAAUUCUUCGAGACACCGACGAAAGUAUACGGUUGACGUGGACAAUUCGUCUAGUGGACACAGAAAUCCUACUAGUAGUCCGGCAUCAACAAUGGCUGACCAUGCACCUGACCUCGACUACUUUUCGUACAGCGAAGAAAGGCGUUGA